UUGAGACCAAAUUUUAUUUGAGUGUAAAAUUACUUACUAGAACUGUGCAAAUGGCUUCUUCCUUAUGCUUCUUGGUGUUGUACUUCUUGCUAUUGUCCUUGUACGUCACCCAAAUUUCAAGAGCAGAAGAAGAUAUUGUUGAAGAAGGGAUUCUUUACAUUGAUGGGUUUUCUUCAAUUGCAAAAAUUGAUGAAGAUUUUAUUUGUGCAACUUUAGAUUGGUGGCCUCCUAGUAAAUGUGACUAUGGAACUUGUAGCUGGGGAAAUGCUUCUCUUCUUAAUCUUGAUCUAAGCAACAAGGUAUUUUUUAAUGCAAUUAGAGCGUUUUCUCCGUUAACAAUUAGACUUGGAGGCACAUUGCAAGAUAGACUAAUAUACCAAACGAAGCAUGAUAAACAACCAUGUACUCCUUUUCUCCGUGAUGAUACAGAGCUGUUAAAAUUCACCCAAGGUUGCUUGCCUUUGUCUCGUUGGGAUGAACUCAGCGAAUUCUUCAAGAAAACGGGGGCAAAAGUAACUUUUGGGUUGAAUACUUUAAAUGGAAAGAAAAUAGCUUCUGAUGGCCGCACUGCUUUGGGAGAUUGGGAUUCCAGCAAUGCAGCGUCUUUAAUCAGAUAUACAGUCAGCAGAAAUUAUACUAUCCACGGCUGGGAGCUUGGAAAUGAAUUGAAUGGAAACGGAAUAGGGCCAGCUAUUUCAGCCGAUCAGUACGCUUAUGAUGUUAUAGCUCUUCACAAAUUAGUGCAAGAUAUAUAUAAAGAGAAGGAUGUUGUGCCAUUAAUCCUUGCACCAGGAGGAAUAUUUGAUGCUAUUUGGUUUCCAAAAUUUAUAAAUAAAGCAUCCAACUCUCUUCAAGUAGUUACACAUCACAUUUACAGUGUUGGUGGAGGCAAUGACCCCAACCUAGUUCAGAAAAUACUUGAACCUUCUCAUCUGGAUGAAGAAUCCAAAUACUUGCAAAAUCUUCAAGGCGUUCUCCGAAAUUCUGGAACUUCAGCUGUAGCAUGGGUUGGUGAAAGUGGAGGAGUUUAUAACAGUGGUCGCAAUCUUGUUUCAAAUAGCUUCGUGUCCAGCUUUUGGUACUUGGAUCAGAUUGGGAUGUCAGCCACGUUCGAUACUAAGAAAUAUUGUCGACAAACAUUGGUUGGUGGCAACUACGGUCUCCUCAACACCACAAACUUUCAUCCAAAUCCUGAUUAUUAUGGUGCUCUUUUAUGGCAUCGUUUGAUGGGAAGGAAUGUUCUAUCGACACAGUUCCAAGGAAUGAAAAAACUGCGCUCAUACGCUCACUGUUCAAAAUCUUCUGAAGGAAUCGCACUGAUGUUGAUCAACAUGCAUGGUAGUACAACAGUUAAUAUUAGUCUUUCAGUCACACUUGCUAACACAAACGAGUCGCCAAUGCUGCUACAAGUCACGAAUGAUCAGAACCCGAGACACGGAAUUGAGAGGGAAGAAUACCACCUUACAGCCAAAGAUGGUGAUUUACAUAGCCAAACAGUGCUUUUGAAUGGAAAGGAACGUAAUGUGGAUCAUUUUGGAAGAAUCCCUCUCUUGAAACCUAUAAGAGUGAACCCCUCUGAUCCAAUUUCCAUUGCUCCUCUUUCAAUUGUAUUUGUUCACAUUCCCACUAUUCAAGUGCCUGCUUGUAGUAUGUCUACUAGAGAGUACAUGUAAGAGUUAUUUC
Messenger RNA from Solanum verrucosum, 1683 nucleotides. RefSeq names its product heparanase-like protein 3. The record is from RefSeq and is a predicted model, not a curated record. NCBI's taxonomy places the organism in Eukaryota, Viridiplantae, Streptophyta, Magnoliopsida, Solanales, Solanaceae. The transcript is spliced from 9 exons. Bases 51 to 1673 code for a protein of 540 amino acids. Gene Ontology annotation, molecular function: beta-glucuronidase activity. Gene Ontology annotation, cellular component: plant-type cell wall; membrane.